ACCUGUCCCCGGUUGACCCACAAAUAGCAUCACCAUGGAGCGCACCAGGAUGGACACGAGCACGCUGGACCGCGUCAGCAGGCUGGCAUCCAACGUGGGAGACGCCACGUCGAUCCAGGUGUCGCUUGGAGCCCUGGAGUGGGACAUCAAGCUUGUCGAUGGCGAUGUCCGUAAGUUGUUGUCCUGCCUGCAAGGCAAGCCAGGCGCACAGACCUACGCGGGCACCAGCAACGAGACCGAGCAGGGCAGGGCCUUCCUGAAGAAGCAGCUCGAUGGGCUCAUGGCCGAGAAAGCACAGUACAAGGAGAAGAGGCUGGCCCUCUUGCAGCUCCAGCAGGAGCUCCCCAACCUCGAGGAGGACGAGGAAUACGCCGCAGGAGCCCCAGAGCCCGAAGCCCCAGCCCCGCCGGCGGCACCAACGGAGGAGGAAGACAAGGCGGCCGUCGCCGCCACCACCGUCGUGUGGAAGGACACAGUGACUAGCGGCACCUACGAUGCCCCCAAGAAGACGGCGGCUCUCUACGCCGAGGACGGCGUUCUCUGGGGAACGGUCUCGGAGGAGGUCCGCGACACCCCUGAGCAGAUCUACGCAUACUUCGACUACUUCGCCCGUCUCCCCGAGCUCCGCCUGGUGGAGUACACCCCCGUGGCGGUGCGCGUGUACGGCGACUUCGCGGUCCAGGCCGGCACGUACACGUUCGCGUUCCAGGGGGCGGACGGGGCGACCGUGGAGAAGAGGGCGCGGUUCAGCUUCACGUUCAGGAGGGACCACCCGGAAAGCCCCACCCCGUGGACGAUCGUCGAGCACCACUCGUCGUCCAUGCCCAACGCGCCGGCGGGGCUCAAGCGCGUCGGACCGAACGCGGAGCUCGUGAAGGUGACGCCGAAGGAGCUCGAGGUCACUCCCGAAAUGAAGGCCGGGUCGGAAACGACGAUCGUGUGGAAGGACACGGUCACCCUUGGCACCGAGGAUGCCCCCAAAAAAACGUCGGCUCUCUACCCCGAGGACGCCGUGCUGUGGGGAACGGUCUCGGAGGAGGUCCGCGAGACGCCGGAACAGAUCUACGACUACUUCGACUUCUUCGCUAGGCUCCCGAAGCUGAGGCUGGUGGAGUACAGCCCGGCGCCCGCCCGCGUGUACGGCCAGUUCGCCGUACAGGCCGGCACGUACACGUUCGCCUGGCAGGGGAACGACGACGAGACCGUCGAGAAGCGGGCGCGGUUCAGCUUCACGUUCAGGAGGGACCACCCGGAGAGCCCCACCCCGUGGACGAUCGUCGAGCACCACUCGUCGUCCAUGCCCAGCGCGCCGGCGGGGCUCAAGCGCGUCGAGAACGACCCCGCCGCCGUCAUGGACGAGGUUGUCGUCGAAGACGCCCCCGCCGUCGUUGCCGCCGAAGAGCCCGCUGUCGUUGCCGACGAGCCCGCCGCCGAAGCGGAACCAGACGUCGUUGAGAAGGAGGCGCCGGCGGCGGAAGAACCGGCUUCGGAGGAGGCGGAAGAGGUGCCCGACUUCUCCGUCGUGCCCGACGAGGAGCCAUUCGUACCUCCCACUCACCCGGUGGACGUAACGAUAACCGUGGGUUCGAACGGGUUGGGAGUCAUCCUUGGGGAAGAGAAGGAAGGCACCCGCUGGACCGUAAAGGGUUUCCGAAACAUGCCAGACGGCGACAAGGGCCCCGCGGAGGUGGCUGGCGUUGAGGUCGGGGACACGCUGCAGAAGCUCGAGGGGGUCAUCCUUGGAUCCUACAAGGAAGGGAUGGCCAUGUUUAAGAAGCAGACGGGCUCCUUCUCCCUCACGAUUCUCCGUCAGGACGAAAUCACCAUCUAAAUCUAAAUACGUAGAUCUGGAGUGUAACCGUCCAUACGAUAGACAUGCCUGCCUGUUUUUUCUCGGCCAGAGGGAACAAAAAAAUGUCCUCGAGCCGUUGGAUCGUACAGCAGGAUAGUACGGCCCGAUCAGACUAGGCGUAUGUCGAUGUUCGCGAACACCACGGGGGGCGAUACGUUCGGGUGUGUGCACGGUCCUAGUCGGUCGAUGUGACGGAGCCCCUUAACAAACGUGCGCCGGGUGAUGAGCAAGGGCUUUAUUCUGUCGCGGUUCUACUAGGCUGUGGGUGGAUGUGGAGAGAGCGACCAAAUUUUGACAAGAUUACUUCCGCGCAUGGUCGGUGGGCUUCCGUCGAGUGGGGGGAGACUGUAUGUCCCAAUGAAAAGCAAAUUAGCGAGCUGCUGGCAAGGCCAUUUGAGUUUCCGUUGAAAGCUAUCUGUGGAGCAGACGUUGGUAGGCGGACAGGCGAAUGCGCCGCGUACGUACCAUAAGUAAAUAAACGCCAUGGACGGUGCGUUUCAUUGAAAGAGCGGGAUUCUACCGGUAGAGAGGUGCAAGGGGGUGUUGGAAAGACGGCGUUCCGGGUCGAGAGGAAGGUGGCUUGUUUUCUGUGAAUCGCGUCUUGCGUGUCACAAUGCCAUGGGUGGCGCAUCUCCAGGGGGGACAUGACAUGGGCGGGGUACACUGAUAGGUUUUUAACUGUUACCCACGUAGGGUGUGUUGUUUCCGCGGACGUGUUCCACGAAAGGGGACCGAUUUUUUUUGGAGAAGGAUCGGUUUGGGAGCGCAGGAGGGGGUGGGGGUGGCACCUAUAAAGUGGCAUGUACCACACAACCGAGAGAGACCGCUGGAUUCCCAUUUCGUGCCUUGAUCUGGUUCGGCUUUUAGGCUGGUCGUACACACGCGGCAUCGUCUCGGAUUAUUCCUUUAACAUGCGGCGCAGGCACAUGGAUGCCGGGAUGUUUUUUUUUGGUGCACCGGCCCCACAGGAGGCAGCAGCAGGGUGGCAAAACGAGAUUUCCCGAUUUGUUUUUCGGAAGGGCCCGGCACUUGAUGGUCGUACGUGUUGUUGUGAUUUUGUUUGGGAGGGGGGGUCUGCUUUUGCCUUACUUCCUAGACCAUUGGCUACAUGUCAGUUGAGACGGCCCGGCUGGCUCGUGGUCCGUUUUCCUAGUAGAGAAAAUCCCAACGUUUGAGUGCUCCCCAGCAGUGAAUUUUUGUUGUGUUCUCAACGGAUGUUGGCUGGUUGUUGUGUUUUGUUCUGCAUCGUGCUUGUACCUUACCUGUUCUGCCCCCUGUGUCUGGAGAGACGGGCCAGGAUGUUUUGUUGAACGUGAGUAGUCGGUUCUCCCAAUGCUGUUGCUCUUUGGGCGCUGCUGCUGUGCCAAGAACCGAUUGAGGAUGCUCUUUUUCUUUGGCCAGGAUGAUGGAGAUGGUGGGUGCGGGAGUCUUCAGGCAACAAUAAAGAAAAAAUCAUGUAACAUACUACU
Molecule: messenger RNA, 3321 nt
Organism: Ectocarpus siliculosus
Lineage: Eukaryota; Phaeophyceae; Ectocarpales; Ectocarpaceae
Source: the annotation of a GenBank genome assembly